AGUCCUAGGAAUCAAUAUGUCUCCAAAGUAUUCCAACAAUGUAACUUUGCAACAUUACUAUUCGAUCUAAUGACUGCUCCAGAGGAAGAGUUGGACAACCAUACUGGAGAGUUAAGGUUCAAUCUAAACUUCUUGGCCAAAAGGAUCAUAGGUGCAACUAACUGGAUACAGUCUAAUCCAGUUCUAAAGGACCUUCAAAUUGGAUUCUUUGGUGCAAGUACUGGAGGUGGAGGUGCAUUGUUAUCUACUUGCUUAUUGGCACCAACAACCAAAGUGUUCGCGGUAGUAUCGAGAGGAGGACGUCCUGAUAUGGUCGGUGAACACUUGAAGGAUAUAGCGACUCCUACUUUGUUGGUUGUCGGUGGUAAUGACACUGAUGUACUACGUAUGAAUAGAGUUGCUUUGCAACAAAUGGUAAAGUGUCCUACUAAGCAACUUGUUGUCAUACCAAAUGCAUCACAUCUAUUCCCCGAGCCUGGAUGUCUUGAACAAGUUGCCACCAUCUCGAAACAAUUCUUCUUGGAUCAGAUCAAGACCAUGGGAGGAGACACUCAUUCAACAACAUCUGGUGUUGCCAAGGGUGUUGUUGGAAUCGCAAUG
Molecule: messenger RNA, 600 nt
Organism: Acytostelium subglobosum LB1
Lineage: Eukaryota; Evosea; Eumycetozoa; Acytosteliales; Acytosteliaceae
Exons: 2
Source: RefSeq, a predicted model, not a curated record